AUGAUUGGAUUGAGUAAGAGACUGGACAAGGGAAGUGUGGCUUCCCAAGCGAAAAGGUUAGCCAAAGGACUGCUACUAGCCCAAGGGUCAGCUGCAAGCCGGACUCUCGCACCUGCCUCUACAAGAUUGAUCUAUACAAGUACACAAUCUAGUGUUUUUACCACUAGCAGCAGCAGUGCUGCUGCUGCCAUUGCAAAAGGAAAGCUGCUCUCAAACAAGACCCUUCCAGCUGCUACCACCACCAUCCAGCGCAUGCACAACCACAUCAGCGCCUCCACAGACGGCAGGGACAUCCCAGAGGAGGUCCUGGACUUGCCCAUCGACGAGUACCACGAGAUCUCCGACGAGUUCAUGGAGAAUUUGCUCGAACAGCUCGAGACCCUUUCCGAUGAGCAGCCCAACCUCGUCAACGAUGUCGAGCUUUCCCAGGGCGUCAUGAAUAUCGAAGUGCCAGGAAAGGGCGUCUACGUGAUCAACAAGCAGCCUCCCAACAAGCAGAUCUGGCUUGCCUCGCCAAUCUCGGGCCCCAACCGUUUCGACUACUACAAGAACGAGUGGGUUUCGCUCAGAGAUGGCUCCAAGUUGCUGGAAGUCUUGGGAAAUGAGCUCGAAACAAGCUUGCACUAG
Molecule: messenger RNA, 627 nt
Organism: Kluyveromyces marxianus DMKU3-1042
Lineage: Eukaryota; Fungi; Ascomycota; Saccharomycetes; Saccharomycetales; Saccharomycetaceae
Gene: YFH1
Product: ferroxidase
Exons: 1
Coding region: 1-627 (208 amino acids)
Biological process (GO): iron incorporation into metallo-sulfur cluster; intracellular iron ion homeostasis
Cellular component (GO): mitochondrion
Molecular function (GO): iron chaperone activity; ferric iron binding; ferrous iron binding
Source: RefSeq, a predicted model, not a curated record